Aspergillus neoniger CBS 115656 is the source of this 3441-nucleotide messenger RNA. Its product is annotated as WD40 repeat domain-containing protein. Bases 1 to 3441 code for a protein of 1146 amino acids. Gene Ontology annotation, molecular function: protein binding. The record is from RefSeq and is a predicted model, not a curated record. Gene Ontology annotation, cellular component: nucleus; transcription repressor complex. Lineage: Eukaryota; Fungi; Ascomycota; Eurotiomycetes; Eurotiales; Aspergillaceae. Gene Ontology annotation, biological process: negative regulation of transcription by RNA polymerase II. The transcript is spliced from 5 exons.
AUGUAUUUUUCAAUAAAGACAGGAUUUCGAGCAAGGGUUCGUCAGAAAUUGGAAGCAUUUCGAGGAACGCCGAGAAAGCAAAGCACUCAGGCCGAAGGUCCCCACACGACUAAUGAUUCGACUUCCCCAACUCAAGGGGAAUCUGAAUAUCAUGACACUGCAAAAGUUGUGGAAGGGAAUUGGCAUGUCCCUCCUAGCGGGGCCACGCAACAAGAAAAGCCACAAGCGAACGAGCACGUUCUCGAUCAUUCUAACCAGAAGGUGACCUCGACAGAAUGUUUGACCACCAUCCACAAUACCCUUUGGAACAAAGCCUACAAUAAUAUAUUGCAAGAUCCAAAAAAGGCAAAAUUUAUGAGAAGAACGAAUGCGAGCGAUAGUCGCAAGGGCCCUGAAGAGCUGUAUACGUGGAUUCUUCUGACGGAUGAAUACAAACAGUUCAGCAAGUGGGAUAAUAUUACACCUGCACGUUUGUGGGUUAGUGGUCAGGCAGGAACUGGAAAGACGAUGCUCUUGAUCGGCAUCAUAAAAGAUCUGAUCUCUCGUGGACUUGUUGAUACAGAACGUCCAUUGAAUCUAUAUUUUUUCUGUCAAGCCACGAAUGACCAAGCCAACAACGGCGUUGCGGUUCUACGCAGUCUAAUAUGGCUGUUGCUUCUGGAACAACCACUCCUGAUUUCACACAUUCAGAAGGAAUACUUUCAUUCGGCAAGCAGCCUGCUUACGGAUAAAAAUGCGUUCACAACUCUACGUGACAUCCUCAGAAAGAUGCUGGAGGAUAAAUCCUUGAAACGAGCCAUCAUUAUCAUUGAUGCCAUGGAUGAAUGCGAGGAGAAAAGCAGAGAACUACUGACUAGAUUCAUCGAUGAUGCGUCCUCGGCUGAAGAGCUGCUCAAUAUAAAGUGGCUCGUCUCCAGCCGGCCACUGCCAGAAAUACCAGCAAUCUGCAGAGAGCUCAUUAACGCCCAUGAAUUCAUGUGGGCCGAAAUUGUCGACAAAAUUCCAAAAGAUUUGGAAGAUCUCUAUGGCUACCUGCUCGAUAGAUUGGCCAAUUUAAACUCCGAAAUUAUGUCUUCAUGCUGCAGGAAUGUCCUCAUGGCUGCUAUGAUUGCCAGAGAUCCCCUGGCCUUGUCCGAGAUUGAGAUUCUCGCAGAACUUCCAGAAGGUGAGGAUACAGCGGAAGCAGUCGUCCAGGAAUGUCGGUCCUUUCUGACCAUUCGAAACAAUACCGUGUACCUGGUCCAUCAAUCAGCGCAAGAUUAUCUGCAAAAGCAUUAUCGAAGACUCUACAAUGUCUCUUCGGCCACGCUUCAUCACCAAAUGUAUAAACGAGCCCUCCAUGGUUUGAGAAAGAACUUGAAACAAAACAUAUAUGGCGUGUCUCAUUACGGGAUUGCGAUAGAAGAUGUGCAAAUCCCCAAUCCAGACCCUUUGAAUUGUGUUCGGUAUGCAUGUCGCUACUGGGUCUAUCAUCUAGUUCAAAGUGGCUGCACGUUCACAGACAUGGAGGAUAUCCUUUCGUUCUUCAACACACACUUCCUUCACUGGCUAGAGGCAAUGGGUUUGCUGGGGUUGUUUCCCGAUAUUGUGAGGCUUGUCGGUCAAUUGAAAUCCAAUUCAGAAGUAAACCAGUGGACUGAGAACGUGCCGGUACUGUUGGAAUUUCUAAUGGACGCCGAAAGAUUUAUCUUGCAGAACCUGCCAAUUGCGACCGCAGCGCCUCUUCAGCUCUAUGUCUCCUGUCUUAUAUUCCCGCCAGAGAGAAGUAUCAUCAGGUGCAUAUUCCGAAAGAAAGUCUGCAAAUGGAUCCUACGAACAGUUGGCGCUGAUAUUGAAUGGGGUGCACUGCUCCAAACACUUGAGUAUUCAGAUCGGGUAUGCUCUGUUGCAUUUUCUACAGAUGAACAGCUGGUGGCAUCGGGCUCUUCAGAUAAAAUGGUCAAAGUCUGGGACUCGUUCACAGGGAAUUUACAAAAGAUACUUGAUCAUCCGAGUUGGGUUAGAGCUGUGGCGUUUUCACCAGACAACAAGCUACUAGCUUCUGGGUUAAGUGAUGGUAGUAUCAGGUUAUGGAAUACAAUCACAUGGCGGGAAACAGGAAGACUCGAGCAAUCUGGAGACAUCGCUCAUCUGAUGUUCUCUCUGAAUAACCAGCUAUUGGGGUCUGCAUCGUUCAAUGGUGUUGUGAAGGUGUGGGAGAAGGGGACGUGGAGACUUAGGUGGGAAUGGCGACCCUCGGGCUCAACGUCAUCGCUCGCGCCCACGGCCAUUUCUCUAAACGGUCAGGCAUUGGUAGCAGCUACAAUACGCGCCUAUGCUCCUAAUACAGUGGUUUUGGUGAAUAUAGAGACCGAUACUAUAGUGCACGAGCUCGCUCACUUGGGCAAGAUCACGAAUGUUGCAUUUUCCCUUGACAACCGGAUGUUGGCCUGUACCUCAGAUGAUAGAACUAUCACACUGUGGGACACUGCGACUUGGAAUAUCAAGCACACAAUUCAUGACGAACAUGUGCUUGAUUUGACCGUGUUUUCCCCGGAUAGCAAUCUCAUCUCUGCAGGUCCAUUGCGAAACUCCGUUCAACUGUGGAGUACAAAAUCUGGAACGCUAGAACAAACACUGAAGGGUCAUGUUAACCAUGCUACAACUGUUGCCUUCUCACCUGAUGGCCAGUUGGUGGCAUCGGGGUCAUAUGAUAAUACAGUCAAGCUAUGGAAGGUGGCCCCGGGGAGGGAGGAGCCAAGCAUGGAUUAUCACUCAGAGCCAAUAGAAGGUGUGAUACUUUCACCAGAUGGUCGGUUGGUGGCAACAUACUCUUUGGAUUCCACAGUCAAAUUAUGGGGUGCAGAGAAUGGGAGAUUGGUGCGAACCCUCAAAGGCCACCACGACGAAGUGACAGCAGCUGCCUUCUCUCCAGGCAGCAAGCUACUCGCCUCUAGUUCAUCUGAUCGGACAGUCAGAGUAUGGGAUACCGAGAACGGGCAACAGAAAUGGAAAUUCGACCAUGGUAGUGAAAUGCUAUGUCUGGUCUAUUUCUUUGCGGAAAACCAAGUUCUGGCUACCAAUUUCGGGCAAACUACAUUUCGAAUAUGGAAUACACAAACAGGACACCCUGAACAGACUGGUGGCAUCUACGAUCCUCGCAUUGGAAGUAUACUUCGCACCAAUCCUACAAAACAAGACAUGUCCGCCAAGUGCAAGAUCUCUGUUGAGGACGACCGGGUUAUUCUUAAUAAUAAGAAGAGUAUUUGGUUGCCUCCGCAAUACCGAAACAACGUAUUUGACGAUGCAUGGGCAACUCGGGAGAAUUCUCUUAUAUUUGGGGCUCAAUCCGGCCGAAUAUACUUCCUUUGGUUUGAUCCAGAUGCAUUGAGAGAUGUCCAAGUGCCGCACAAGGCUUCAUUCACGCUGAGCAGCGUGUACAGCCUAGACAUGCCGGAUUGA